Molecule: messenger RNA, 1805 nt
Organism: Polistes canadensis
Lineage: Eukaryota; Metazoa; Arthropoda; Insecta; Hymenoptera; Vespidae
Product: protein SMG9
Exons: 10
Coding region: 513-1649 (378 amino acids)
Biological process (GO): nuclear-transcribed mRNA catabolic process, nonsense-mediated decay
Source: RefSeq, a predicted model, not a curated record
ACUAUUCUUGCAUUAUAUUAAAUGCAAAUUAGAAGUAUCUAGACGUUACUAGAUAGUCGACAAUUUAUUUUUGACUUCGUUGGCUCAUACUGAACGGAAACGUAGUUUUUAAAAAUAGACAAGAAUUCUUGUUGAUAAGGACGUAUUUUUUUUUAUUCUGUUUUAAUUUCUAUAUAGAAAAAUGUAAGGUUAUUUUUUUUUCUAAACCAGUUUAGAUGCAACUAGUAUUUAAAAAAUAAUAAUUUUGACACAAGAAUUUUUUUAUUCACAAUUAGAAAGAAAUAUGUGAUUUAAAAAGUGAUUAUUUAAUUAACCUAAACAAAUUUGAGCAGGAAUAAAAAAGAUACAUCAUAAUUAAAUAUCCUUUGGCAAUAUGUCGGUAUUUUGUUAUUGAUUCUGACUUAUAUGAAGAUUAGAACUUUGACGCACUUUGUUCCAUGAACAUCUUUCAAUUAAUUCCAGCAGUAUUAUUUUUGAUAUUGUGUAAAAAGUACAAAGAAAUCUAAUUAAAAAUGAUGUCAGUUAUGCCAAAGGAUUCAGAAGGUAAAGAUGGAGAGGGUAGGGCUUUGAUAAAAGUUGUUGAACGUCCAACAUUUAUAUUAAAAACUAGAGAAGGUGAAAGCAGAGCUGUAUCACCAAGUCAGCGUAAUGGUAACAAAAAAGAAGCAGAUUCAACUUCAACAAUGCCAUUGAAAACUCCAGAUAUAACACGCACAGUUAUUCCUACAUGUAUUGAGAUGACAAACUGUGCUAAAUUUAUGGAUGAAAAUAUGCAGCUUAGCGAAAGUGCAUUAGAGUUUUUAUGUGACCAACAAGACUUCUUAGUAGUAGGAUGUUUAGGUAAACAAGGUGUCGGAAAGUCUACGAUAAUGUCCCUUCUUACAUCAAAUUAUAAGACUGAUGUUUUUGGUGUUCAAGAUUUGUCUCAUCACGAGAGCAGUACAAAUUGUACUAGCGGAAUAGAUUUUUUUGUAACUAAGAAUAGAGUGAUAUACUUAGACACACAACCUAUUCUAUCAGUUUCUGUAGUUGACUACAAUUCGUCAUUUGAACAAAAAAAGAGUGCAACUGAUUUUGUAAAUAAUGAUGCUAAUUCAGAAUUGCAAUCGUUACAAUUUACAGCCUUUUUGUUUUCAGUGUGUCAUGUAAUCAUAUUUGUACAAGAUUGGUUUGUUGAUCCUAAUCUACUGAGGUUUCUUCAAACAGCAGAAAUGUUAAAACCAUCAUCUACAACUACUAUGGAUCAGGAUUAUGUUGAAUAUUAUCCACAUACAUUGUUUUUACAUAACAAAGCAGAUCCACAAGAUUUUAUGCCAAGUACUGUUCAAAAAAUGAAGGAUUUUUAUAAUAAAGUAUUUUCUAGUUCUAGGCUACAAACUCAUAGUGGUUUAGAUAUGAGUUCUGAUUCAGUUGAAAGUGGUUUGAACUUAUUUUUUAUACCAUUAAUUGCAGCAGAAGAUGAAUCCAAUGUGCAAGAAAAUGAAAAAAAACUGAUUGAACAAUUAAGAAUGAAAAUACACGGGGUAUCAAGGCAUCCAAUGACACCGUCUACUUUAACGGAAAAAACUUGGUAUCACUAUGUUUCAAAAGUUAUGGAAGCAAUUAAAAAAAGCCAUCUAUCAUCAGAAUAUGGAAGGUUAAUGCCUUAAAAAAUGUGAUAAUAUAAUUAAACUACAGAAGAUUUAUAAUAAAAUAUAAUAAUAGGAAUAAGUUUUUAUUUUUCACUAUUAAUAUUUUAAUUUGUACUACACAGAUAAAUGAUCUAUUUUAAAUUAUAUUGAAAAUAAAUUAAAGAAUUGAAGGUA